Messenger RNA from Didymella exigua CBS 183.55, 2208 nucleotides. RefSeq lists its product as uncharacterized. Lineage: Eukaryota; Fungi; Ascomycota; Dothideomycetes; Pleosporales; Didymellaceae. The record is from RefSeq and is a predicted model, not a curated record. The transcript is spliced from 3 exons. Gene Ontology annotation, molecular function: DNA binding; zinc ion binding; DNA-binding transcription factor activity, RNA polymerase II-specific. Bases 1 to 2208 code for a protein of 735 amino acids. Gene Ontology annotation, biological process: DNA-templated transcription; regulation of DNA-templated transcription. Gene Ontology annotation, cellular component: nucleus.
AUGCCAAGCGAAUCACCAGAAGGGAAUCAGGCUGACAGCCCUGAUCAAGCUAAGCCAGCGACUGAAGGUCUGGCCUGCAAUGGCUGCCGCAAAGCGAAGCUACGCUGCUCACGAGAUCGGCCGAAUUGCUUGCAUUGCCGAAAGACAGGUCUUGAAUGCAUCUACGAAUCCAAACGGAACAAGCCAGGCUUGAAGCCAGGCGCAGUCGAGAACCUUCAUCGCCGACUGGAUGAGCUUGAACGUCGCCUUGAAGAGAAAGAUGCUAGUGAAGCAAGACAUCCUGGAGGCGACGCUGACAAUUCGACAGUUAGCGUCAGCAACGGCAGUGACGCUACAGCUCAUGAUGUAUUGGCUUUAUUGGCUAGAGAGCUCCCAAAGCUGGUGGGUCAAAACAAGACGCAGUCCGUCACGACACCUGCAUUGAGCGAGCAAAGCUACAAACGUCGACGGCUAGACGACACCUCAGACGUCCCAUCGUGGACUGGCGAUGCUCCCACGUUACCAAGAGCUGACAUGCUAGAAACAAUCUUGACUGCUUACUUCACGCAUGUACACCCUUGGAUACCUAUGAUUCACCAGGGUCGAUUUUUUGAGAGACUUGCCGAUGAGACACGGCGUGACCAGCUGCUGAUCAUCCUCCAUGCUAUGGUCCUGGCAGCAUCGAAGUUUGUACCUGGCGCGACUGUUCAGGUCUUUGAGCACACCAGGAAGUGGAUUAUCUGCAGCGCUAUGGACAGCCUCUCGGUCGAAAAUUUGCAGGCAUUGACCAUCCUGACGUUUAAUGACUUCGGCGAUGGAAACGCCGAGAAGACGUGGUCUGUCAUCGGGUCCAUGACGCGUACAGUCGAGUACGCUCAGCUUGCGCAAGAACAAGAAGAGGGUGAGCGGAGACCUUUUUCACAGCCCUUCGCACCCCUGCAUCACACUGGCGACUGGACUGAAGUGGAAGAGAGGCGCCGAGUUUUCUGGAACAUCUUCCUCCUCGAUAGGUUAUGCUCGGUGACGACCGCCUGGAAUACAAGCCUGACGUCUGACGACGUCUAUCGAAGGCUACCGUGCGACGGGCAUCUCUGGCGUAAACAAAAGCCUGUCUUGACACCGUACUUUGGCAUCUGGGACAGGUCGCGAGGCCGCAUUGGGAAUCCUGUCGAUUUCAUAUCUUGUCAUCCGUCCCAAGGGCACGGCAACUGCAGUAUCGAUUUGCGCAACCCAGCCAGUGAUCCACCAUUGAGAGUGGGCUUCUCUCAGCAUGCACCUUCGGAUAUGUCGACGGUUGGUGCGUUUGCAUACAACAUCGAAGCGACUGAGUCGAUGAGCCGAGUCAUGAGCUACUUCCUGCAGCAGAAGGUGAACUUGCGCGAUCAGAACGACAUUAAUUCUUGGCUCACUCGGUUCAAAGAACUGGACCUGCGCCUCGUUCAUUGGAAGAUGCUAUUACCACAGAAGUGGAAAGCCAAUCCGAAUCUCACCCGCCAGGUGCCGCUCAUGGACCCUAAUCUUACUACUGCCCAUGUUACGCACAACACUUCCAUGAUUCUUCUUCAUCAGACCAUUGCGUACCCACCCACACAUUGGGGGUUUCGAAAAAAAUUGCCAAGCGGCUGCAGUGUGGAAGCUUGCUACUUAGCUGGAGUUGAGAUCGCGACUAUAACGCAGAAGUACCUGAGGAAGUCAAUGAACAACUCUCCGAUCGGCAGUCAAUAUGCGUUCUGCAUCUUCAUUGCCGCAAGAGUCCUCCUUGUUCAUUGGCGCUACGAAUCUGGUAAUCAGUUACCCACAGAGUUCUGGUCACUUGUGCAUAGCCUGGACGAGAUGUCCGUACGAUGGUGUGCAUUCGCCAAGUCGCCUCAAACGCAGAACCUGUUCGCCAAGUAUGCGUCCCGACUGAAGGAGCUCUACGAUGUCUGUUCAACCAAUCUCAACCAUCAGAUCGAUGUUAUGAACUACACCAGUGAUAUUCACAACUGCUACAAGCACGAUAGAUCUGCCGGGGAUCUCAGUGUCUGGCCCAUGGCUCCCCAAGGGCUGAAUCAAGCGAUACCUGAGGCCAGCACAAUUCUGCCGCCGAACGCCCCAGAAGCGCUGGACUUCACUUCCAUACCCCCAAUCAUACUCGAUCAGGACUUCGUUGAUCUGGACCGAGUCAUUGCUUUCGACGACGGGAGCAUGUUCACAGCAGCAUUCGACGCCGCUGCCUCCGCGUGGUGA